Messenger RNA from Asparagus officinalis (garden asparagus), 366 nucleotides. RefSeq names its product 2,3-bisphosphoglycerate-dependent phosphoglycerate mutase-like. Gene Ontology annotation, biological process: glycolytic process. Gene Ontology annotation, molecular function: intramolecular phosphotransferase activity. Bases 1 to 327 code for a protein of 108 amino acids. The transcript is spliced from 5 exons. The record is from RefSeq and is a predicted model, not a curated record. Lineage: Eukaryota; Viridiplantae; Streptophyta; Magnoliopsida; Asparagales; Asparagaceae.
AUGGGCCCAAAAAGUGGAGCCCAGGAUGUUGAUGAUGAUGUGUCAGCGGACUUGGCAUCAAUUGAACCUCAGCUUGUGAAUGGGAAAAUUGUUAUGAUUGUUGCACAGGGGAACUCAUUGAGGUCUAUUAUUAUGUACCUCAACAAGUUGACUUCCCAGGAGGUUAUCAGCCUGGAGUUGUUGACUAGAAUUCCUAUGCUCUAUAUUUUCAAAGAAGGAAAGUUCAUCCGAAGAGGGAGCCUAGUUGCACCUUCUGAGGCCAGUGUUUAUGCUUAUACUAGGACCUUGGCUCAGUACAGACAGAAGCUAGAUGAGAUGGUAAACUGAAUCUCAGACAACAUGUAUUUGAAAGAUUCACAAUUGUUG